Solanum dulcamara is the source of this 762-nucleotide messenger RNA. RefSeq names its product protein translation factor SUI1 homolog. Gene Ontology annotation, biological process: translational initiation. The record is from RefSeq and is a predicted model, not a curated record. Bases 66 to 533 code for a protein of 155 amino acids. The transcript has a single exon. Gene Ontology annotation, molecular function: RNA binding; translation initiation factor activity. NCBI's taxonomy places the organism in Eukaryota, Viridiplantae, Streptophyta, Magnoliopsida, Solanales, Solanaceae.
CUUUUCAGCUCAACUUUUUGAUUUCACAUCGGAUUUAUAAAGUUCUCAUACAAACAACAUACAAUAUGGUCGAUACAAACUUUCAAGUCCCAACUUCUUUUGAUCCAUUCGCUGAGUCCAAUGACUCAGACUCCCCUGGUACCAAGGGCUCGCGUGCCCUUGGUGCCAAGUACAGAGGCUCCCAUUCUGGUCUCCUUGGAUUCAAUGAUGUUCAAAUCCCAAUGACAUUUGAUCCAUUCACGGAGGCCAAGAACGUGGGUGCCUUUGGAACAAAGGAGUAUGUGCACAUUCGUAUACAACAGAGGAAUAAUAGGAAAAGCUUAACGACGAUUCAAGGGCUGAAGAAAGAAUUCAGUUACGAAAAAUUACUUAAAGACCUCAAGAAAGAGUUUUGCUGCAAUGGCAACGUCGUGCAGGACAAGGAACUUGGGAAGGUGAUACAAUUACAAGGUGAUCAACGCAAGAAUGUUUCACAGUUUCUUGUGAAUGCUGAUAUUGUCAAGAAGGAACAGAUCAAGAUUCAUGGUUUCUAAGUUUUAGAAGCAUAAUAUAGUAGUUGUGUGUAAUUUUUGAGAGAUUGGUUAGUUUUUUUAUGUGUUGGUUGUGUUUUUUACUUUGAAAUCUUAGGAUGGCUCUUUCUUUUCCAGUAAUAUAUUUGGAUUUCUUAGAGAUUUUGUGAUUUCUUAUCCACACAAGCCUUAGUAGAAUAACAUCAGUUUCUUUGUACUUAUGCCAUUCACAAAGCGGGUUGAGGGUUUGAAA